Aplosporella prunicola CBS 121167 is the source of this 2238-nucleotide messenger RNA. RefSeq lists its product as uncharacterized. The record is from RefSeq and is a predicted model, not a curated record. The coding region runs from base 1 to 2238 and encodes 745 amino acids. The transcript is spliced from 3 exons. Gene Ontology annotation, molecular function: mRNA binding; poly(A) RNA polymerase activity. NCBI's taxonomy places the organism in Eukaryota, Fungi, Ascomycota, Dothideomycetes, Botryosphaeriales, Aplosporellaceae. Gene Ontology annotation, cellular component: TRAMP complex; nucleolus. Gene Ontology annotation, biological process: RNA 3'-end processing.
AUGUCAAGCUAUCGCCCCAGUUACAGUAACACUCGCGACGAUGCUCGCGCGUCGCGAAGGCCUCGCAGGUCUCCACCCCGUCGCUCACCCGACGUGUACCGCUUCGGGGGAGAUAACUACCGUCCUGGAUCUUACAAUGAUCGGGAUGCUGAUCGCGGCGGACGUGACAGCGAUCGUCGGGGCGACUUCACCUUCCGCGCAGAGAACGAAGGGCCGCGAUUCCCUCCUGCGGACAUGCGCCGUAUAGGGCCGCAGAAUCGUGCCGACCAGAGGAGGCCACGACAACAAGCACGCCGCGGUGGUCGGCCGGGCCCUUGGAAGCCUCUUGCAGCCAACGCGCGACCGAUCUUGCGAACCAACCGAGAACCUACACCCGAGCAGCUGGAGGGCAUGAACGACGGGCACAAAAGAUUCAUAUCUCUUGAUGACGUCUCUGACUCGGAAGCCGAAAUGGACCUUGGCUCUGAGGCCGAGGAAGAGCAGGCUGCCCCUGAGGGCCAACCGCCAACGAAAAAGUCUCGAGCAGACGCGUCCGAUAAAGCUGACGGCGAUGCUGCCCCUCGCUGGUCAAAUCCUGACCCUUAUACUGUUCUCCCUCCUCCAGAUGAAUCGCAGACGAAGAAGCGCGAUGUUGUGAAGAUGAUUCGAAAGGCAAAAGUAGCUGCUGAACAGGAGGCCCCUCCUAAGAGCCCUGUCGCCCAGAAUGCUGAUUUCAUCUCACUCAACUUCGAUGAUGAGCCGCAAGAUGAAGAAAAUGACCGAUCGAGCGAAGGUUCCGAUAACGAGGACAGUUCCAAGGAUGUGCGAGGCACAAGCGGGACAUCCUUCAGCCAUCUUGACCAUCUUCACCCCAACCGCUCGACGCUACCCCCGAAGCCUGCAUCGUCGGAAAACACGGUUCCUCAGGAUUCUUCAACAUCGUUCAAUGCAGCAUCUCUUGGACCUCCGCCGUCGCUCCCACAAUUGCCUCCUUUGCCGUAUUCCGUGGCCGGACUAGACGUGUGGCCACCGCCGCCUCCACCGCCGCCUGCGCCUAUGAAUGCAAAGGGACAAAAGAAAGAUUUAUAUCUCGAAGACCUCGAUGACCUGAAGCCGUUGCCACCACUGCCUCCUCAAGGAAGAAAACGUAAGCGUGGUGAAGUCAUAGAUGGUGGCAUUGUUGAGAGUUGGAUCCCGCGUGAUCGUGCUUCGUCGACACCGUGGUGUACGAUAGAUCAUUCAGGAACGGAGAACAUGGGGUACUGGUUACACAAAGAGAUUGCCGACUUCUAUGACUUUGUCAGGCCUCACGCUUUUGAAGACGCUAUGCGCGAUGAUCUUGUUCGACGUAUCUCUGAUGCUCUCACGCAGAAGUUUUACAACGGACGCCUACAUUGUUUUGGAUCCUUUGCCGCAGGCCUGUAUCUCCCAACCGCUGACAUGGACCUUGUUUUUAUAUCGGAUGAUUUUCGUCGAUCUGGUCGUUCUUCAUUCGCCAACAAGGGUAUGCUCUACAAAGUGUCUAGUAUCUUGGAGAAGACAGGGAUCUCCCAACCAGGAGCUACUGAGGUUGUUUCGGGCGCUCGUGUUCCGAUCAUCAAGCUGGUAGACCGCAUAACAGGCUUGAAAGUUGACAUCUCAUUCGAAAACACCAGUGGCAUUGUCGCAAAUGAGACAUUCCAGCAGUGGAAGGUACAAUAUCCUGCGAUGCCUAUUCUUGCAACUCUUAUCAAGCAAUUUCUGGCUAUGAGAGGAUUGAACGAAGUUUUCACUGGUGGUUUAGGAGGCUUCUCCGUCAUCUGCAUGGCUGUCAGCCUCAUUCACCACUUACCCGCUCGUCAGAGCGGCAACAUGUUGCCUGAACACAACCUUGGCGAACUCUUGUUGGAGUUUCUGGACCUUUAUGGCAACAAGUUCAACAUCCACAACACGAGGAUCUGUCUCAGGCCGCACAGAUAUGAAGUGAAGGGUGCGGUGGCCUUGAAUGGCAAGCCCGAAAGACUGGAUCGAUUGUCAAUCAUUGACCCCAAUACACCUCACAACGACAUAUCAGCGGGCUCCCACAACAUCGUACUGAUUCGUCGUUGUUUCUCCGAGGCUUACACGUCUCUCCAGAAGCGGAUCGCUGUGCUUCAAAACAGCGAGCGUUCGGAACGCCAAUCCAGCAGUAUCCUUGGUGCAAUCUUUGCUGGCGAUUACUCCAGCUUUGACGUGCAACGCCGCCGUCUAAGGCGGAUUUAUGAAGACCGGCAAAGGUGA